Messenger RNA from Conger conger (European conger), 1810 nucleotides. RefSeq names its product cytochrome P450 2F2-like. NCBI's taxonomy places the organism in Eukaryota, Metazoa, Chordata, Actinopteri, Anguilliformes, Congridae. Gene Ontology annotation, molecular function: iron ion binding; oxidoreductase activity, acting on paired donors, with incorporation or reduction of molecular oxygen, reduced flavin or flavoprotein as one donor, and incorporation of one atom of oxygen; heme binding. Gene Ontology annotation, cellular component: intracellular membrane-bounded organelle; cytoplasm. The record is from RefSeq and is a predicted model, not a curated record. Gene Ontology annotation, biological process: xenobiotic metabolic process. Bases 17 to 1621 code for a protein of 534 amino acids. The transcript is spliced from 8 exons.
UAGAAGAGUAGUCACCAUGCUGGGCUCUGUGAUUCUCCUCUGGAUCAGCUUCAGCCUCCUUAUCCUGCUCUUCAGAACUAGGAGGCCCAGAAACUUCCCCCCCGGACCUCGGCCCAUCCCAAUUUUCGGAAAUCUGCUGCAGUUUAACCUAGUAGAUCUUCUCAAUGAUUUCAAGAAGCUGUCGGAGCGCUAUGGGAAGGUCUACAGUAUCUAUCUUGGGAGGAAGCCAGCUGUGGUGCUCAACGGCCUGCAGGCAAUGAAGGAAGCACUGGUCACUCAAUCUGUGGAUUUUAGUGGACGGCCCAAAGGCCUUAUGGUAAAUCAUUUGUCGGAGGGGAAAGGAGUUGGCAUGACUGAUGGGCCAAUAUGGAAGGAGCACCGGAGAUUUGCCCUCACAACCCUACGGAAUUUUGGCAUGGGGAAACAAUCCAUGGAGGAGAGGAUUCUGGGAGAGAUUUCCUACAUAGUCACACAUUUGGAAAAUAAUGCUGGCAAAUCUACAGACCCCCAAACCCUGUUCCACAAGGCCGGAUUCAACAUCAUCUGUACUGUCCUGUUUGGGACUCGAUUCAAACAUGAAGAUGAGUUUUUGCAGCUCAACAUCCGCUGUAUCAGAGAAACCACAAAGAUCAUCAAUGGCCCCUGGUCCAUGAUUUAUGAUACUUUGCCGCUGCUCAGGAACCUCCCCCUGCCCUUCCAGAAGGCCUUUGAGAACAUCAGCAUGAUCAGAAAAUCACUAGGAGACCGGGUGUCUCAACACAAGGAGUCUCGGGUCCCGGGAGAGCCACGGGACCUAACUGACUGCUACCUAGAUGAAAUGGAAAAGAGGGGAGAUGAUGGCUCCUCCUUCAGUGAAUAUCAGCUGGUUUGUUAUCUGCUGGACCUCCUCUUUGCUGGAACAGACACAACCUCCAACUCACUCCUCACAGCCUUCCUGUACCUCAUGACUCACCCAGAUGUUCAGGGUGAGUUAUCAGUUGUGUUUCUCUGGUUGCCUCUGCAUGAGACUGAAAUGCACACAGCUGCAACAGCCUUUAACGUGGAGAAAAGCCUCUCCCAGCUCAGUGACGUGUGCCAUCUCUCCCUGUGUUCUCCAGAGAGGUGUCAGAAGGAGAUCGAUGAGGUGCUUGGGGAGAAGGAGCAGGCCACAUUUGAGGACAGGCACAGGAUGCCCUACACACAGGCCAUGAUCCACGAGAUUCAGCGAGUCGCCGACACAGCACCUCUCGCUGUGUUCCAUGCCACCACCAAAGACACACGGCUGAUGGGCUAUGAUAUCCCCAAGGGAACCAUCAUCAUCCCCAACCUCUCCUCUGUACUGAGUGAAGAAACCCAGUGGAAGUUUCCUCAUGAGUUCAACCCCUCCAACUUCCUAAACGAUGAGGGGGAGUUUGUGAAGCCAGAGGCCUUCAUGCCCUUCUCUGCAGGGCCCCGGGUGUGUCUGGGAGAGGGUCUCGCACGCAUGGAGCUCUUCCUGAUUCUUGUGACGCUGUUACGCCGCUUCAAGUUCAUCUGGCCUGAAGACGCAGGGGUGCCGGACUACACGACUGUUCUUGGUGCCACUCAAUCACCAAAACCCUAUAAAAUGUUUGUUAGACUAAGAGGUAGUGAAGGCCUCUAGUGCCCUAUGUAUUUUGUGGUGCACUGUCAGUAUCUAUGCACUGUGUGUGUGUGUGUGUGUGUGUGUGUGUGUGUGUGUGUGUGUGUGUGUGUGUGUGUAUGUCUGUGCGCGUGCAUGCACGCAUGGUUAUUCAAAGACAGUCUGGAUAAGAGCACCAGUAUAUGCCUAAAAUAAAAUAUAAAACACAAA